Rosa chinensis is the source of this 4138-nucleotide messenger RNA. Its product is annotated as putative clathrin assembly protein At5g57200. Gene Ontology annotation, biological process: vesicle budding from membrane; clathrin coat assembly; clathrin-dependent endocytosis. Gene Ontology annotation, cellular component: clathrin-coated pit; clathrin-coated vesicle. Lineage: Eukaryota; Viridiplantae; Streptophyta; Magnoliopsida; Rosales; Rosaceae. The record is from RefSeq and is a predicted model, not a curated record. Gene Ontology annotation, molecular function: SNARE binding; 1-phosphatidylinositol binding; clathrin heavy chain binding.
AGUUAUAGAGUUUGGAUCCCAUGUUGUGGUGAGUGAAAACAAAGAGAGAGAGGGAGUGGAGGUUAGAGAGAAAAUGGAGAUUUCUCCUAAAACUCAAGUGUCUUUCCUUUGUUAGUGUGUAUUUCCUCCUGUUAUAAGAGAGAGGGUAUUCUCAAUUGUUGCUCUCCUUAUUGCAGUAGAGAAAUUGUUGUAUCAUUUUGCUAUAGUGAAAUCCUUCUACAAUUUGUCUAUCAUCUUGUGCUUCACUCAUUUUCAUAGUUUCUACUUCAGUUGUAAUUGGGUGCCCCAUACCACAACGCUUCCUAACAUUUUGCUUAACCACUCCUUUGUAUAGUGGAAAUUUUUUAUAUUUAGUCGAACAGCAAAAAUUCGGUAAAUGCACUUCUCAUUGAAAGAUGGCAAAAUGUGAUUUACACAUGCAACUCAGAGGUUAAUGUCCCUUAAAUCGAAGAAGAAGCAUUCGUGCUAAAAGCAUUACUUUUCUAAGGAUAAUUGUCCGUCGUCACAUUAGAAAAUUGAUGUCGUUCUACCUUCUAAGUGGACUUGGCUUUCCAUUCCAGUUUGGUGGAUCAGGUGAUGAUUCUAAACUUCCCUUAGAAUUAGUUGCAUGAAUUGCAUUUGUGGUUGGGCUCUCUUCUCUCGGCGAAGGUAUAAAACGUGUGGAUCGAAGUUGUGUAUUUCCUUACUCAAGCAUCGGCCUCUGACGUUGUGUAUUUGCUUUGAUAGAGUCUCGGAGCAAUUUCUCUAUCUGCCAGCGGGUUCAACAUUCUGUCAGGUUACACCGGAGAAACGAACAGAAACACCAUGUAUAAUCUUUGCUUUUAGUAUAAUCUUUUCUAUAAAAAUAGAUAAAUAAAUAAUUGGAGUAAUUAAAGAAAACCAAAGUCUAAAAGUGGGGGAUCUAUCACACCAAAAGCAAAGAAUUGUUGGAAGUAUAUAAAAAUUAUAGAAUAUAUAUGAAUCAAAUGUAGCAUAUAUACGUUCUCAUCAGACCAUGCCUUCCCCCCAACCUCCGAGUUUUUUAUUUCUUUUUUGCCAAUCCCAACCUAUGAGUUUAACAAGUUGAGAAUUAAGAACUGGUAGCUCACAUUGACAGGUGUGGUUUACCAUAACCUUAUGAAUCCACUCUGUCUUUCAUGCACUCCACAAUCUACACCAGCCUGUGUCUAUACAUAACCAACCAAAAUGUUUGAUUCCAAUUUCUUGAAUGACCAAAACAACCAUCCCUUCCCUCCAAAAUGUCACUAGAAACCAUGUAUUUCAGUAAUUUGGCAAGAUAGAACCGGACCCGCCAGUUUCUAUUCCCAAAUCAAACCGUUACCAACUGCCUGCGGCCUAUAAGAAAAUAGUAUAAUUUUGGUGAACUAUCAUACCACUAAAAUACUAACAACGUUUCUAUAAAUUAACAUGUGUCAAACGAUAUCAAAACAUAUCAUGAAAAUGAGAUUAUGAGAUCGUAACAAAGAGAUGAAGAUCAUAUAGAGAUGAUAAAGAUUAUAAGAUUUUCCUUUACGACAAAACCUAUAUAUAACUACAAACACCCCUCCUCUAGAGAGCUCGAGUUUAGUUUAACUACGAGAGAUUUCUAGUGUUUCCAUUAAUCUAAUUCAACUAAACUAAAGUUUAAAGCAAUAUUCUCCGAAUAAAAAAAUAAGAAGAACAUUGUCUUUCAAUGAACAGACAAGAGGAAAAGCUCUACCUUUGUGACUUUAUAUAUUUGACUGUACGAAAGUACCCUCAUAAUAAUAGUCCUUCCUGUUGCGCACAUUUUGGAGCCUUGGAGGGGAGAGAGAGUCCUUGGUUGUUUUUGUUGUUGUUGUUGGAACGACUCGGUUUUACAGAAAACAAGAACAUGCAUCAUCUUAUUCAUACAUUAACACCAUGAUCUCCUUCUUCUUCACUCUGAUCUCUACCUAGGAGAGACUAUGACUUGAAAUCAAUAGCCAACACUAGCUAGCUAGAUAAGGUGUUGGUGUUCUUGGAAAGAAAUUAAUAUCAAAACCAUUUUUAUUAAUGGGUACAUUCUCUGGCUUUAGAAAGGCUUAUGGAGCUUUGAAGGACUCUACCAAGGUUGGCCUUAUCAAGGUCAACAGCGAAUUCAAGGAUUUGGAUAUUGCCACUGUGAAGGCCACAAGUCACGUUGAGUGCCCUCCGAAAGAGCGUCAUGUCCGAAAGAUUUUCUCUGCAACAUCGGUGGUUCGCCCGCGAGCAGAUGUGGCAUAUUGCAUUCAUGCCCUGGGCAAGAGAUUGUCCAAGACACGGAGUUGGAUUGUUGCCAUAAAGACAUUGAUAGUUAUUCAUAGGACAUUGCGAGAGGGUGAUCCUACCUUUCGAGAGGAGCUUCUGAACUAUUCUCAGGGACAUAUGCUCCAAAUUUCCAAUUUUAAAGACGACUCAAGUCCCCUUGCUUGGGAUUGUUCUUCUUGGGUUAGGACAUAUGCGCUCUUUUUAGAAGAACGUCUAGAAUGUUUCCGAGUUUUGAAAUAUGACAUUGAGUCAGAGCGUUUGACCAAAACAUCGCCAGGAUCAACCAAGGUGCAUAGUAGAACACGAAUGUUGGGAGCUGAUGAACUGUUGGAGCAGCUACCUGCACUGCAGCAACUUCUUUACCGUCUAGUUGGUUGCCAGCCUGAAGGAACAGCUUAUAACAAUUACCUCAUACAAUAUGCCUUGGCUCUGGUAUUAAAAGAGAGCUUUAAAAUAUAUUGUGCCAUCAAUGAUGGAAUCAUAAAUCUAGUAGAUAUGUUUUUUGAUAUGCCAAGACACGAUGCAGUUAAAGCUCUCAAUAUUUACAAAAGAGCCGGUCAACAGGCUGAGCAUCUUGCUGAGUUUUAUGAGUAUUGCAAGGGUUUGGAUCUUGCUAGAACUUUUCAGUUUCCAACACUGAGACAGCCACCGCCGUCAUUUCUUGCAACAAUGGAAGAGUACAUAAAAGAAGCGCCUCAGUCCGGUGCUGUUCAGAAGAGACUGGAGUACCACGAGACAGAAGAGCGGCCUCAACAACCAGCGCCUCCACCUCCAGAGCCUGAAAAAAAAGAAGAAGAAGAAGAAGAAGAAGAAGAACAAAAAGUUGAGGAACCACCGGAAAAAGUUGAGGAAGAAACCCAACCAAAGGAGGAAGAGGUAGUUGAACCUCCUCCCUUGAUCGAAACUGAUCUCCUGGGCCUAAAUGAAAUAAAUCCAAGAGCUGCAGAAAUUGAAGAAAGCAAUGCUCUAGCUCUUGCUAUAAUUCCAAAUGGGACUGAACCACAAUCUGGAUCAAAUUUGAAUGAUAUCGGUGGGACUUCAGGUUGGGAGCUGGCCCUGGUAACCACACCAAGCACCAAUACUGGCCCCGUGGUAGAUAAAAAAUUGGCUGGUGGGUUUGACAAGCUAUUACUCGAUAGCUUGUAUGAAGAUGAUGGUGCAAGGAGACAGCUACAACUCCAGAAUGCAGGAUAUGGUUAUGGCGCGACAAGCCUGCAAAAUCCAUUUGAACAAGCACAGCAGCAGCCUGUACAUGAUCCAUUUGCAAUGUCUAACAGCAUAGCGCCUCCUACGAAUGUGCAAAUGGCACUAAUGGCUCAACAACAACACCAAGUACACCAACAGCAACACCAAAUGCAGCAACAGUAUCAACAACAACAGAACAUGAUGAUGGUACCUCACCCAUAUUAUUCUCAAUAUCAACAGGCGCAACAACCCGCAGGCCCUUCGAAUCCAUUUGGAGACCCUUUCAGCUUCCCUCCUCCUUCUUCUAGUGCAAUGCCUAACCAAGGAAACCAACACCUACUGUAGAGGUCAUUUAAUUCAUAAUUUAAUUCCAGUUCAUUCUUUAAUUCUUUGGAGUAGUGAGAGUUUGUUGAUAAGCUCAUUCUUUGUGUACUCCUGUAUAUUGUUUUGGAGGGUCAUUGGCAAUGGAAUGUAUACCAAUGGAUGUGCUAUUUUGAUCGACAUCUAGCUUUGCUUGUUGUUCAGAGCUCAAGGCUAGGGUAUCAGAAAUCAUACAUGUAAGAAUAAUAGAGAGAAUGGUGGUUCCUUUUAUUGGAUCCAAGGGCGAACCUCUUUUAUUUUGUUUUGUUUUAGUUUUUUAAAUUUUUUAAUUAAAUUUUUCUGUAAUUUUGUGGAAAUAUAGUCAGUAGUUCCGCUUGUUACGUGA